Heterostelium album PN500 is the source of this 510-nucleotide messenger RNA. RefSeq lists its product as uncharacterized. The coding region runs from base 1 to 510 and encodes 169 amino acids. NCBI's taxonomy places the organism in Eukaryota, Evosea, Eumycetozoa, Acytosteliales, Acytosteliaceae. The transcript has a single exon. The record is from RefSeq and is a predicted model, not a curated record.
AUGAAUUGGGAUCAAUAUUUACCUGUUGGUUCACCAAUUUUUUUGCAAUUUAAAUCAACCAAAACCGGUGAACUACUCUAUGCCUAUGUAAAUGGAAAUUAUAUCCAAUUAAUGUAUACCAAUGAUCCAAGAACGAAAGAUUUUGUAAAUGCACCUGUUUGUGACAGAGUCAGACCAACGGACUAUCCUGCGCUAUUCUACUUAUCGUUUUGGGAUCCCAGUGGAGAGGUACUAGUAAAGAAGAAAGGAGCUCAGAUUUUAGGAUCGAUCGAUCUCGACUCGAAAUACCCAUAUUCCUUCAGUGGAAAUAGAUUGUAUCAUUCCAAUAGCAUGUCGACUCAACCAGCUAUCUUACAGGUCCAAGAUGACAACACUGUAAUAGAUUUUAAAAGCAAACAGAAACUCACUUUGGUACGAAGUGAUCAUACUUACUUGGGUGUCGGUGGUGAUGAAGUAGUAGUUUUGGUCAGUGCGUUAAAGGAUACAGUUAAUCAUGGCAGAGAAGGAUAA